Saxophila tyrrhenica is the source of this 462-nucleotide messenger RNA. RefSeq lists its product as uncharacterized. The transcript is spliced from 2 exons. NCBI's taxonomy places the organism in Eukaryota, Fungi, Ascomycota, Dothideomycetes, Mycosphaerellales, Extremaceae. The coding region runs from base 1 to 462 and encodes 153 amino acids. The record is from RefSeq and is a predicted model, not a curated record.
AUGGCCUACGACAAGUACCAACAAAAGCAAGCCGCUCGAGCCCCUGAAGCCUCCCACUCCUCCAACAACACCACCGCUCUAUUCACAGAGAAGAACGCCAACGCCGAGGUUCUUUCCAAAGCCGGAAUCCCACCACCGAGCUACGACGAUGUGGUUGUCAACCGCGCGGAGCUGCCUGAGUACUCUCACAACUACGCAGUGGGUGAUGAGAAGAAGGGCGCGCUUGAGCUGGAGGACUCGAGCGAUGAGGAGGUCGUUGAUGGACGCCAGCGCUACGUCGAUCAGCCAAGAAGCAGCAGCAGCAGCAGCAACGCAGCUCCCGGGAUGAGCAAGUGCCAGACGAGGUGCGCGGAGAAGAGGGCUGCGCGGAUGCAGAGGAAGGCUGAGAAGGCGGCGGAGAAGGCUGAGCAAGCAAGGGCUAGACUGGGUGGUCAGCGCAUUUUGGAAUGGUUUCAGAAUUAG